AUGCAAUCUUUUCUCUUCCUUAUUUUCUCGGUGAUCUAUGUUGUGACUGUGAUUGGCAAUAUACUCAUUUUUGUUUUGGUGGCGGCUGAUCGGCACCUCCACAAACCCAUGUACUUCUUCCUGUGCAACUUGGCCUGCUUGGAAACCUGCUGCAGAGCUGUCACGAAGAGCAGAUACUGUCUGAGGCUUGUAGCUUGGUCUUGGAUGGAUGGUUUCCUUGUUAUGGCCAUAAGCUGCUUCUUGAUUUCACAACAUUCCUUCUGUGGUCCCAAUUUUAUUGAUCUUUUCUUUUGUGAUUUCACUCCAGUGAUAAAACUCUCCUGCGUUGACAGCAGCCUGAUUGAAAUGUUGGUGUUUAUUGUCUUAUCACUAUGUGCACUAUCCUCUUUCCUACUAAACCUGGUGUCCUACAUGUGUAUCAUCACCAGUGUCCUGAGAAUGUCUUCCACCACCAGGAUGCAAAAGGCUUUUUCUACCUGCUUUUCCCACCUCAUUGCUAUUACAGUUUUUUAUGGAAGCUUAAUAAUUGUUUAUGACCUACUAAAAACAGACUCUAAGAGUGCUGAUAAAGUCGUCUCAGUUUUCUAUACAAUUGUGACUCCACUACUCAACCCCCUCAUCUACACUCUGAAAAACAGAGGUGUGAAGGAUGCUCUGAGCAAGGUGGUCAAGAAAUGUGAAUAUUUCUUAAAG
Molecule: messenger RNA, 693 nt
Organism: Phaethon lepturus (White-tailed tropicbird)
Lineage: Eukaryota; Metazoa; Chordata; Aves; Phaethontiformes; Phaethontidae
Product: olfactory receptor 6B1-like
Biological process (GO): G protein-coupled receptor signaling pathway
Cellular component (GO): membrane
Molecular function (GO): G protein-coupled receptor activity; olfactory receptor activity
Source: RefSeq, a predicted model, not a curated record